Stegodyphus dumicola is the source of this 685-nucleotide messenger RNA. RefSeq lists its product as uncharacterized. NCBI's taxonomy places the organism in Eukaryota, Metazoa, Arthropoda, Arachnida, Araneae, Eresidae. The record is from RefSeq and is a predicted model, not a curated record.
CCUUGCUAGGACUAAGGCUACUAUAAAGAGCCAAAGCGCCGUUCAGUUACAUCCAAUUUUUGUAAUGGUGGCUUGCUGCAACAGUUUACCUUUAUCAACUGAAGCGAUUUCUGUUGCUGAACCAUCUGUUGUUCAUUUGCCACAACCUUCAGCUUCAUAUUUUGGAGAAAUAAAUUUUGCUGCCGAAGUAUCUGAUGUUUGUUUGCAAGAACAAGCUUCAACUUCAUCUUGUGAUAAAAUGCCAUCUAUUUGUGAAGGAUCUCAUGUUUGUUUGCAAGAACAGCCUUUAGCCUCAUUUUGCAUUGAAAUACGAUCUAUUUGUGAAGGCUCUGAUGAUGUUCUUUUAAGGAAUUUUAUAAAACAGCAGACUGAAUUGAUCUCGCUUCUGCAAUGCCAGAACAAAAUAUUACUGAAAGAACUUACAACAACCCAAAAAAAAAAAAAAAAAAAAAUGAAAAAAGAAUUAAUGUUUUAAAAAAAGCACUGAAAUUCAACUUCAUGACCUUCAAGUACAGCAUGAGGAAUUGCUGAAAGGAGUGAAAACAUUUCUUUCAGAUGAACAAAUAGCAAUGUUGAAAAUUCCUCGUAGAAGCAUUGCAAAAUGGUCUAACAAGAGAAUAAUAAAAGGCCUGAAAGUUAGAUUUGCCUUGGGCAAGCAUGGUUAUAAUUACUUGCACAGAAUAGG